Messenger RNA from Scleropages formosus (Asian bonytongue), 3046 nucleotides. RefSeq names its product suppressor of cytokine signaling 2-like. The transcript is spliced from 3 exons. Gene Ontology annotation, cellular component: phosphatidylinositol 3-kinase complex. Gene Ontology annotation, biological process: intracellular signal transduction; phosphatidylinositol phosphate biosynthetic process. The record is from RefSeq and is a predicted model, not a curated record. Lineage: Eukaryota; Metazoa; Chordata; Actinopteri; Osteoglossiformes; Osteoglossidae. Gene Ontology annotation, molecular function: 1-phosphatidylinositol-3-kinase regulator activity. Bases 956 to 1840 code for a protein of 294 amino acids.
GGCACGCGGCUUCAUACUGGGAAAUCAGUGGAUAUCAGUGGAAAAGUGGAGGGCGCAGACGGACUGCUCUCGGACCAGCAGCGCGCGGGGGUGCGGGAGAACGGGAUCCGACGGUUCGCGUCUGCACAUCUUCGCGAGCCUCACAUUUUUUCGCUAAAGAAAAUAUACAGAAAAAGAAACUACAUGAUUCUCAACUACGUAGCCCGCGUGUUCAAAGAAUUAUGAAAAAAAGGGUGGACGAAUCAAAUAAAUAGCUGCAAUCGAUACACUCCAAAGAGAUAUUAUAUAGGCUACGUCGACUUCUCUCGAUCGCUUCUUUCUUAAGUUUUCUCAGACUUAAUUGCGCAUCGCGAUUCGUCCGGUGCAGAUAAAUUAUUAAUAAGCAGGUUGGAUGGGAGGAUGAUGAUGUCGGGAGUUGGAAAAGUCGUUUUCGCUGCAUGAAUUAUUUUAUAUAUAUAUAUGUUCAUAUAUCAUUUUGUUUUUUUAAAGCGCUCUGGUCAGAUACGAAGACCACAAAGAUAUUUUUUUUCUCUAACUGAAUUUCGAUCGGAGCUACCAGUUGUGUUGUUCUGCGAAAGGGAAGGGAGCGCUCCUUCUCGGCAAUUCGCGCUAUAUAAUUAUCUGUCGACUUUGUAAUUCAUCACGGACCCGAGGGUGUGACUGGGAAAGUAGCUUGGAGCUCACAAAAGACGGAGCGAGACCCCUCUUCUACCCUCAAAUUAUAUGGACUGACCAGAUCGUAACGGAACAGGAUUAUAGGUGAGUCCGAUUUUUUCCCCCCCUCCUCCCUCAUCCUCUGCAUUUACAAAUAAAGUGCUAGGCGAAGGUCAGCACCCUGCUGUCAAUUAUUAAUAAUUAUUUUGUGUGUCAAAAGUCGCCGCUGUCAUAUUUCGGAGAAAAUGCAAUCAUGCAUCUUCCGUCCGGGUAGGCAGUCUUAAGUGUGAAAUCAAAGUGGAUGAGAAAAAAAAAAAGAAAUCUAUAUUGCAUGGAGCAGCGUCCUCGUUUCCACCUAUUGCCGUGCAGGAACCAGGAACAAAGGUUUUGGAUGGGGCACACACACUGUGUUUCAUCUACCCCGGAGACCGAGACGCAAAGCCUGCGAACCGAAGGCGGCUCGGGACGUGUCCCAGGCACCUUUCCAUGCCAGGCAAACAAGUCCACCAGCAGCCUCACAGAAGCUGGUCGUAUGAUUGUCCCAAACCAAAUUUCAGAGAAAUCUGUUGUCCCCGUUCGUCUCAAAGACCCUGGAUUGGAAUCUCGGCAGGAAGAUGCCAUGAUUGAUGUCGUUCGGGUGGAUAAUGCCAUGACGCACCUUCAGCAGUCUGGCUGGUACUGGGGUCCCAUCACGGCUUCGCAAGCCAAGCAGGCCCUGAACGACGCCCUGGAGGGGACCUUCCUGUUGCGCGACAGCUCCAACCCGGCUUACUCGCUCACGUUGUCGGUGAAGACCAGCCUGGGCCCCACGCAUCUGCGUAUCCAGUACUCGGGUGGCCUGUUUGGCUUUGACUCCCUGGCUGUGGCGCGACCCCGGUUGCGGCAGUUCGGCGGUGCCGUGGACCUGGUGCAGCACUACGCCCUGGCCUGCCAACGGCCAGCUGCAGGGAGGUGGAGGUGUGGAGGUGAGGCCAGGGUGGAAGAGGAUGAGGAGGCCCCCACUAGCGCCACGUUCCCGACAGAGGUCAGCCUGCCUCUCAAGCUGUCCCGACCCCUCUAUCAGUCGGCCCCUUCUCUGCAACACCUGUGUCGCAUUGCCAUCAACCAGCACUCACGGUGCCACCAGGACCUGCCUCUGCCACCCAGGCUGAAAGACUACCUAGAGGGAUACCCGUUCGUGCUGUAGCGCCCGUGACCGCGUCUCGUCUUGACGAUAUCGAUGUGCGACUGCGCCCCGUGAUUCUCACUCCAGUGCGUCAAGUUGGAGAAUCUCAGUUCCAGGAGGCCCAGGAUCUACAUGACAGCUUCUGGGGUAAAAUCACAAAGAAAUACCAUGCAAACAAGUGAAUUUUUUUCCACUUUUUUCUUGCUACGAACAAUGCAUAAGUACUAAAAUAUACACGGUGCCCGUAAGAAUUAGUCGAAUCGCGUACAUCCUCUCAAGUGCAUUUGCUUGUGGCAGAAUAUGGCCACUUGACAUUUUAUUGUCCAGCUUGUAUCUCAGUUUUCACCGUAAUUGAAAAAACUUAGAACAACACAAAAAAAAAGACCUUUGCAUUGGCCUUACUCUAGUGUUUUGUUAUGAAAAAAAAACAUCAUUAUUAUAUUAUUAUUCUAUGUAUAAUUUAAUAACAGUAAAUGUUGAGAAAGGUGUGUUCAAAAUGAGAAAUGUGACCUUUUUUUUUUUUUUUUUUUUUUUUUUGCUUUUUAUAACUAGAAUAUAAACUCAUAUUACGGCCAUUUCAGAUGAGCAUACACCAAAAAAGCAGAUGACUCAGUAGUACUCCAUCUGCUUCAGCAGUGAACGAGCCAGUUAUCUUGAGGACUUUCCUUUUGUUUUGGUCCUCACUGGUCUGCAGACCAUUGUCUUGCCUUUACUCUUUUUUUUGUGACUUAUACCUGUACUGUAAUAUUCCGUGUUUGGGCUGUGACCAGCGAGGCUGCAGAGAUGUGGUCACAGCAGGGAUCAAUGUGCUUCCUUCUGAAGUUCGCCCAGGUGACUUCCUGACUGCGGCAGAAAACCAAGCUCAUAGGACUUUAUGGGAAAGAGAUGAAUGUUUGGACUCGUUGAUGUACCCUAGUCUUUGGUCUCCGGGGGUACGGCACAACGCACAACUGGUAGACGUUUCACGCUCCUUCCAAGUUUAUUCGGCCCAUGUGGCGGUAGUCGCAGCCACCAGCAUCCCCUUCGAAGAGCUGCGACCGUUUUUCGAGCAGUGCAAACCCCACUCGAGUUUUACAGUGCUUCACUUUCUUGCAUGGCCUUCUUUUUCAUCGCUGAACUCGAAAAUCAGGUACGCAGCGCAUAUGAACUCUUUUUGCCUUCCUUAUGGACAGAGUGAAGUUACAAUUCCAGUUGCUUUACAUUGGCUUCAGCUGCAAGAAACGCAGA